AUGGCCCCGGGCUGCACGCUGGUGCUGAUGCUGAUGGCCCUGGCGCCGAGCAGGACAGGAGCAGUUCCUGUGCCCUCACCCCUCGGGGCCCUCCCAGGUGCAAGGGGCUGCCACGUGGCCCAGUUCAAGUCCCUGUCCCCACAAGAGCUGCAGGCCUUCAAGAGGGCCAAGGAUGCCUUUGAAGAGUCGCUCUUGCAGAAGGACUGGAACUGCAGCUCCCGCCUCUUCCCCAGGACCCGGGAUCUAAGGCAGCUGCAGUUGUGGGAGCGCCCCGUGGCCUUGCAGGCGGAGCUGGCCCUGACACUGAAUGUCCUGGAGGACACGGCGAACUCAUCCCUGGACCACAUCCUGGACCAGCCCCUUCACACGCUGCACCACAUCCACUCCAAGCUCCAGGCCUGUGUCCCAGCUCAGCCCACAGCAGGCCCCAGGGCCCGGGGCCGCCUCCACCACUGGCUGCACCGGCUCCAGGAGGCCCCGAAGAAGGAGUCCCGGGACUGCCUCGAAGCCUCUGUCAUGUUCAACCUCUUCCGCCUCCUCACCCGGGACCUGAAAUGUGUUGCCAGUGGAGACCAGUGUGUCUGACCCCGGAGACCCACCUGCAACGUGUCUCAGCAUCUUCGAUAUUAUUUAUACAUCC
Kogia breviceps (pygmy sperm whale) is the source of this 640-nucleotide messenger RNA. RefSeq names its product interferon lambda-3-like. Gene Ontology annotation, biological process: innate immune response; defense response to virus; positive regulation of immune response. NCBI's taxonomy places the organism in Eukaryota, Metazoa, Chordata, Mammalia, Artiodactyla, Physeteridae. The record is from RefSeq and is a predicted model, not a curated record. Gene Ontology annotation, molecular function: cytokine activity.